Molecule: messenger RNA, 639 nt
Organism: Arabidopsis lyrata subsp. lyrata
Lineage: Eukaryota; Viridiplantae; Streptophyta; Magnoliopsida; Brassicales; Brassicaceae
Source: RefSeq, a predicted model, not a curated record
AUGGCAGUUACUUAUGAUGAUGAUCAAUUGGACUUGGAUGUGGGCUAUUCACGAAACUACAAAGGACGAAACCUAGUGCAAAAGCUACUUCAUAUCGCAGAGAAUUGUGUUGCUGUUGGCCCGAUGUUCAGUGAUGAUUUGGAAUUUGAAUUCCUUCGACUUGCCUAUAAUCUUAUCCGGAAUGACGGAAUCGUAUGUGACAUGCAUUUGUUCACAGUUAUAGCUGAAAGGAUACAAGGCAAAUUAGCAGAAGGUUAUCUCUUGGAUGAACAAUGGCGUCUUACUAAGGACAACAACUUUGUCAAACAAGACAACAUUCUAAGAGACGAGUUAGAAAUAGCUACGGACGAAUUCGAAAAAGACCGUCUUGCACUUCGUCAGUAUUGCCUCCAUUACCACUAUGGCCAAAUGGCAAUCGUUUUCCGAUCAUUUACCCGGCAGGUUCAAACUGUCGAUGUUUAUAUGGCUACUCUAUUGGUGGCCCUCGAGACCCGCAACUUUGGGGAGCUUCGUCACCGAAGUGUCGAGCAAAUAGCUUACUGCCACGAAAAAGGGAGUACGUACGGGUUCAAACUCGACUGCGUUAAGUCUCUUGCGGAUCUCUUGGAAAACGAGUAUCACCCAGCUCGGAAAGGGUAA